This is a messenger RNA of Pestalotiopsis fici W106-1, 1197 nucleotides long. RefSeq lists its product as uncharacterized. Gene Ontology annotation, biological process: post-chaperonin tubulin folding pathway; tubulin complex assembly. The coding region runs from base 1 to 1197 and encodes 398 amino acids. The transcript has 3 exons. Gene Ontology annotation, cellular component: cytoplasm. The record is from RefSeq and is a predicted model, not a curated record. Gene Ontology annotation, molecular function: tubulin binding. Lineage: Eukaryota; Fungi; Ascomycota; Sordariomycetes; Amphisphaeriales; Sporocadaceae.
AUGGAGGUCACUCAGCUCAUCAUCCCCACCAGUCCAGGUUCUCGCGGUUUAUCGACAACAACCACUCUGCACAGAAUGAGUGAUCCAAAGGAGCGGUUCUACCGCCACUUUCAGACAGAGAUUACAUCAAUCCAAGACCAGAUUGAAGAUCUCGCCCUGUUAUCACCAAUUAACGGGGAGCGACAAGAUUGCAUUGACACUAUUCUUGCCGGCAUCUCGAGAUUAUCAAAUGAGGUAGCUGACGCACGCGAUUUUGUACCAGCCUAUGAUCAGCGAGCGUACAGCUUGGCACUCAAGGGCCUUACUGAAAAAUUAAACGAGGCCACGGGCAAGUUUGCGCGCAAGUCCCGAUUUCAAUUCAAGCCAAAGUCUGGCGGACAUCAGCCGGUGGACGGCGCUACGAAAGAAGCCAGGCCGCGACAAGACUCUAGACACCUUGUUCAUGCAGGUUUCACUGGUCGAGAUGCUACCAUUUUGGAAUCAAGCACAUCUGCAAUCAAGGAUGACGAGGAGUCGGACGCGGUCGGCAACCUGCCUACGUUUGGCGGCAAGAAUUACAAUGAGGAGAUAUCGAGACCUGUGCUAGGGAAUAACAUUCGCAAGCCGUCCUUCUCUAGUGCAAAGACGAUUUCCAUAUACUCGCAAACAGGCCUACACAUCAUGCUACCGUCCUCGGCAUCGCGAGCCACGUCCUCGGGCUCACUCACGGAUCUAGAUCGAUGUAUCGUCGACAUGACUAUCCCCACCGCUGCCAGCAGUGGUACUCCGUUUGCCGGCCUUACAAUCAAGAACAUCAAGCAGAGCUUACUCAUCUGCGGUACAGUAGCUGGACCCGCCCACAUCACUGGAAUCAAGAACAGCGUUAUUGUCGUGGCGGCACGACAGGUACGGAUUCACGAGUGCAAUAACGUGAGCUUUUAUCUACGAUGUGGAAGUCACCCAAUAAUUGAGGACUGCUCGGAUGUUCGAUUUGCGCCACUGCCUGAUGUCUAUGCCGAGAGCGCUGAAAACUCCGGACAGGAUCAGUGGGAUCAGGUCGACGACUUCAAGUGGCUCAAGAACGAGCCAUCACCAAACUGGAGCAUCAUUGCCGAAGACAAGAGGCUGCCUGCCAACGUCUGGGCAAAGGACGUCCUAAGCAACCCGAGUCUGAGUACCGACGAUAUCCUUCGCAAAUUUGGCGUUCCGGGACUAUGA